AUGCGACCAUCGACUUCGUCCCUGCCGGUCGGAGAGCGUUCACCCGAUUCAUCUCCACCUCAUCCUCCCGCCAGAAAGCGGAAGAGACCUUCGAUAGCAGCAACAGCAGCCACUGCAUCCGCUUCUCAGCCACCACCUUCACUCGCCAAAGAGCCAUCAAUCCAGAACCUCUUCUCCGCCCAAGCCUCGGCCGGUGCUUCCCAGUCCACCCCAAACGACUCCUCGCCCAACCGCAAGAAAUCCAAGACGCAGCCAUCCAAGAUGCAGUCAGAAAUGUAUUCCUUCUCCAGCAAGCUUGCCAGUGGCAAUCCGCAACCUACCAACACCAACCGUCGCCUCUCUGGCAAGCUCAACAAAGGCUUUCAACCAAAGACGGGCACUACAAAACUCGUAGUCAAGACGCUAAAGCCCCAGCCGGUCUGGGAUGCAAACAAGUACUUCGAAGAGACAUGGGCUCAACUGGACCAGGCCUUGAACGUCAUCUUUACGCAAGCUCCUGUCAACUUCUCCAUGGAAGAGCUAUACCGUCGUGUCGAGAAUUUGUGUCGUCAGAAAAGAGCAGAGGAUAUCUACGCCAGACUGAGCACCAGGUGCAAGCAGCAUGUGAGGGGCACCAUGAAGACGUCACUACUGUCUAAACAGAGGCAGUCUAACAUUCAGGUCUUGCAUGAUGUUCUCGAUGCCUGGACUGUCUGGAAUCAGCAGAUGCACACUAUCCGCUGUAUCUUCUACUACAUGGACCGUUCAUAUCUUCUCCAGACAUCUAGGGGUUCUCUUCAGGACGUCACCAUCAAAAUCUUCCGCGACAACAUCUUUGAAGACGCCACUUUGAAGCCUGACAUAAUCGAUGGGGCUUGCGAAUUGAUCUCUGCCGACAGAUCCGGCAAGGACUUGGACAAGAGCUGCCUCAGACAGGCCAUUUCCAUUGCCGAGCAAUCACUGCCUGAAUAUGUUAACGACGCUGCCAACUUCAUGACCAAGGAGAUUGAUCGUUGCGAAUUCUUUGGCUUGGAUCAAAGCACUCGACGGGAUCUCUUGGCUCUCCUUGAAGAACACAUCAUUGAGAACAAGGUCGACUAUUUGACGAAUCAAGACAGUAUUGCGGACCUGCUGGACGAUUACGCUACCAAGGAUUUGGAACAACUAUACGCAUUGCUGCAAAGGCGACGACUAGGUUCAAAGAUCCGACCCGCAUUUGAGCGCUGGGUUGAUGACACAGGUACACAGAUUGUCUUUGACGACAAGAACGAUACACAGAUGGUUGUACGCUUGCUAUCUCUCAAGACCCGUCUGGACAACAUCUGGCGCACUUCAUUCCACCGUAGUGAGGAACUUGGACAUGCCUUGCGCGAAUCUUUCGAGACUUUUAUCAAUAAGACCAAAAAAUCUGCUGCGACACAUGGUACAGACAAUUCCAAGACUGGAGAAAUGAUUGCCAAGUAUGUUGAUCAACUGCUGCGUGGAGGUGCCAAGGCUAUCCCUACAGAUCUUACUCUUCAUGCCCGCGAUAAUGCUGGAAAGGAAGAGUACGACGAGAACGAGGCUAUGGACGAGGACAGUGAAGUCAAUGCACAACUCGAUCAAGUCCUGGAUAUGUUCAGAUUUGUCCACGGCAAGGCAGUCUUUGAAGCGUUCUACAAGAAGGAUCUUGCACGUCGUCUACUCAUGGGUCGUUCCGCCAGUGCAGAUGCUGAGCGAAGUAUGCUCGCCCGUCUCAAAACUGAGUGUGGUGCAGAGUUUACCCACAACUUAGAGCAAAUGUUCAAGGAUGUCGAACUGGCGCGUGAGGAGAUGUCUUCCUACAAAUCACGGAUGGAAGAGCGAGAAGAGAGACCAAAGGUCGAUCUUAACGUCAACGUACUUUCGCAAGCAGCAUGGCCGACUUAUCCAGUCGUCCCUGUCAUGAUUCCUGCAGAUAUCCAGCAAGCUAUCGAUGAGUAUGAACGCCACUACAAGUCCAAGCAUAGCGGUCGCAAACUCGACUGGAAGCACUCACUGGCGCACUGCCAGAUGAAAGCCAAGUUCUCCAAGGGAACGAAGGAGUUGGUGGUGUCAUCCUUCCAAGCCAUCAUAUUGUUGCUUUUCAACAAUGUUGAGCCAUCCGAACACCUGACCUAUGAUUUCAUCAAGUCAGAAUCAGGACUUCCCGAGGCAGAAGUCAACAGAACCCUUCAAUCGCUGGCUUGUGCAAAGCUCCGACCUCUGCAAAAGCACCCCAAAGGUAGAGAAAUCUCAACCACCGACUCAUUUACCGUUGACCCAACCUUCUGGCACGACAAGUACCGCGUCAAGAUCAACCAAGUGCAACUCAAGGAGACGAAGGAAGAAAACAAAGAGACACAUGAACGUGUGCAAGAGGACAGAAACUUUGAAUGUCAGGCUGCCGUAGUCAGAGUCAUGAAGGCGAGAAAGACGAUUGGACAUUCGGAGUUGAUUGCAGAAGUCAUCAAGGCGACGAGGAGUAGAGGAGUGUUGGAUGUCAAGGACAUCAAGAAGAAUAUCGACAGGCUUAUCGAGAAGGACUACAUGGAACGCGAGGAGGGCAACAUGUACAGCUACAUUGCGUAG
Aureobasidium uvarum is the source of this 2568-nucleotide messenger RNA. NCBI's taxonomy places the organism in Eukaryota, Fungi, Ascomycota, Dothideomycetes, Dothideales, Saccotheciaceae. The record is from the annotation of a GenBank genome assembly.